AUGGCUUUCUCUUCUCCCGCCGCUACUUCUUCCUCCUCCACUAGACUCCUCUUUUCCUCCCACACUUCUCCUUCCUCUCCCCCUUCUCCCACCAUUUCCCUAACUCUCCCCUCCUCCUCCUUCCUCCCUUCCCUCACUUCCCUCUCCACCUCUUCCCCUCACCCCCUCCGUCGCCGCGCCUUCACCGUACGCGCCGCCAGAGGGAAAUUCGAGAGGAAGAAGCCUCACGUCAACAUCGGCACAAUCGGCCACGUCGACCAUGGCAAAACAACUCUAACCGCCGCCCUAACCAUGGCCUUAGCUUCCAUGGGAAACAGCGUCGCCAAAAAGUACGACGAGAUCGACGCUGCUCCCGAGGAGAGAGCUCGCGGCAUCACAAUCAACACUGCUACCGUCGAGUACGAGACUGAGAAUCGUCACUACGCUCACGUGGACUGCCCUGGCCACGCUGAUUACGUCAAGAACAUGAUCACUGGCGCUGCUCAGAUGGACGGAGCUAUCCUCGUCGUCUCCGGAGCAGAUGGUCCUAUGCCUCAGACCAAAGAGCAUAUUCUUUUGGCUAAGCAGGUUGGUGUCCCCGACAUGGUUGUGUUCUUGAACAAAGAGGAUCAGGUCGAUGACGCGGAGCUUUUGGAGCUCGUGGAGCUCGAGGUUCGUGAGCUUCUCUCGUCUUACGAGUUUAACGGUGAUGAUAUUCCGAUAAUCUCCGGCUCCGCGUUGUUAGCUGUUGAGACUCUCACCGCUAACCCUAACGUGAAGAGAGGUGAGAAUAAAUGGGUUGAUAAGAUCUACGAGUUGAUGGAUUCCGUUGAUAGUUACAUCCCGAUUCCGACACGACAGACGGAUUUACCGUUUCUGUUAGCUGUGGAGGAUGUUUUUUCGAUAACCGGUCGUGGUACGGUCGCUACGGGUCGUGUGGAGAGAGGUACGGUUAAAGUUGGAGAGACUGUUGAUUUGGUUGGGUUAAGAGAGACAAGGAACUACACAGUAACAGGAGUUGAGAUGUUUCAGAAGAUUCUUGAUGAAGCAAUGGCUGGAGAUAAUGUAGGGUUGUUGCUUAGAGGUAUACAAAAGGCUGAUAUUCAGAGAGGUAUGGUUUUAGCUAAGCCUGGGAGUAUUACUCCUCAUACUAAGUUUGAAGCGAUUGUGUAUGUGUUGAAGAAAGAAGAAGGUGGGAGACAUUCUCCGUUUUUCGCGGGGUAUAGGCCACAGUUUUACAUGAGGACGACGGAUGUUACGGGUAAAGUGACGAAGAUUAUGAAUGAUAAGGAUGAGGAGUCGAAGAUGGUUAUGCCUGGUGAUAGGGUUAAGAUUGUUGUGGAGCUUAUUGUGCCGGUUGCUUGUGAACAAGGAAUGAGGUUUGCUAUUAGAGAAGGUGGGAAGACCGUUGGUGCUGGAGUGAUUCAGACUAUUCUCGAAUAA
This is a messenger RNA of Eruca vesicaria subsp. sativa (arugula), 1422 nucleotides long. The record is from the annotation of a GenBank genome assembly. Lineage: Eukaryota; Viridiplantae; Streptophyta; Magnoliopsida; Brassicales; Brassicaceae.